Molecule: messenger RNA, 633 nt
Organism: Geodia barretti
Lineage: Eukaryota; Metazoa; Porifera; Demospongiae; Tetractinellida; Geodiidae
Source: the annotation of a GenBank genome assembly
CAGAAGCAACAAGAAGAGCACUAUACCUCACUAGCUAUUGAUCCAGCGCACGUAAUGUCUUCCCGGGACUCUGAGCGACUCGGUGUGGCGGAGAGCGAGGCAAGCACGGCUGGACUGAUGAGAGAGAGCAGGGACAGCCGGCGGCUGAGCAGCAGUAGCAGCAGCGGGCGUCGCUGGAAGACGGUCCCCGUGACGGUGGUCCUCCCUGACUGCUCCGCCUUCUUCAUGGAGCUGAGAGAAGACUGCAAGGGAUUCGACUGCCUCGCAAAGAUGUGUGAGGUUCUAGGGAUAGUGGAAGUGGACUAUUUCGGUCUCAAGUACGCUGACCGGCUGGCGGGGUGCGAGGCGUGGGUCAACACUCGACUCAACCUCAGACGACAGCUGAAGAGGACCAACCAGCCGUACAGACUGGCCUUCCGCGUCAAGUUUUUCACUGACUCCAUCCUCUGCAGCAACCCUCCACCAAGAACGAGUAAGCAUGUGGCAGUAGACAAGUAUCUGGAGAAGGUCGGCGAUCUGGAAUGUGGGAUAAACAGUUACCGUGGCUACUACGAGGACAAACACGUCAGCAUCAACGUCGGUUCGCGACACAUUCACAUCAUUGACUCCAACAACGCCACCAUCAACAAGUGA